Molecule: messenger RNA, 249 nt
Organism: Acaulospora morrowiae
Lineage: Eukaryota; Fungi; Glomeromycota; Glomeromycetes; Diversisporales; Acaulosporaceae
Source: the annotation of a GenBank genome assembly
AUGAUUAUGAAAGAAAAAGACGUUGUGGUGAUAAAAGAACCAUCAACAACACACGAGAACCAAGAAAAGAUUAAUGAGAAGAAAGAAAAGGGAUUAAAAGGGCAAUGUGAGCCAACUCUACAACCCACUUGUGAAAUACCAAUAGCCAAUAAUCUCACACCAAUGCAAGAUCACAAAAAAAUUGAUGACAUUGAGACUAAACCCUAUGGGGAUAAAGUUGUGAGUAAAUGCCAUAAUCCUGGCCCAUGA